AUGGAGGUAGACGAACAGCAGGCACCCGAGAUUUACGUACAAUGGUACCACGCCGGCCCAGCCGAACUUCUCUCGUCUGCACCAGUUACGCUCGAUCCGACUGCUUGGCAAAAGCUAAGCCGAGAAGAGUCCAACGCGUGCGAGGGGGUGUGGAAAUCGCUAUCCUCCGAAGAACAGGCGACAGCCCAUCAGUUUAUCGAAGAUGAAUUACAGGUGCCAUCUCUUGACGAGGACGAUAAUGAUUUUCUCGGUGUGCCUGUUGGGACUGACAAGUUGUUCGAGAUCAACCUAUAUCCUGUAUUUUGGAGGGCUCCAGGACCUCCAAUCAAAGUCCGACGUUGCGUAUGGAUGUACGACGAGAAUAGAGCCGUCGAACCAGCGCUCUCACGCGAACUGGAAGAAGCAUACCAGUACGUUCCUCAUUCAUCCUAUCUUCCUUCACAAUGGGGUCUAACCCAUAUUCUCUACCUUGGCAGCCAAAUAAAACCAUAUCUCCCAUCUUAUCCAGACGAAGUCCAAGCGGCGCUAUCAGCAGGGACUCUCGAAGCUCAAGACAAGCUCAAGACCGUCCUCCAAAAGUCGAACCAUAGCGCCGUAUUCCAAGAUGCCCGAUCCGCCCGCAUUUUCCAAGGCACGACUCCUCCCAGUGUGGGUCUUUUCAGCUGGGGAAUGGGCAGAGGGCGCGGCGGGCUGUUCCCCGGCGCGACAGUCGUAUGGAGGGGCAUCGAGGCAGCGGAAGAAGUCACGGCCGCGGUCGCCGCUACGGGGGCAGGAGGAAAAGACAAGGACAAACCGAGCCGUCCCGCGCUCGAAGGUCGGCGGUUGAGCGUGUCGAGUUUGGAAGAGGGCGCGAACAAGAGGCAAAAGUUGGAGGUUGCACCGGACGCGAGUCGGAUCAGACGUCCUGGUGUUCACCCACGUCAGUCUGAGGAUGGGAUUACCAGGUCGGAGAGUCCGGCGAGUACCAAGAGUGAGGGGGAUCGGCCGAAAAAGGUUCUGGAAGUGGAGCCCGUGCCGCAGGAUGAGGACACGGUUGUGACGGAUCUAUUCUUGAUCAUACACGGGAUCGGUCAAGGGUAUACGGCCCAGUACGAAGCUUGGGAUUUCACGAAACAAUCACAAUCUCCCGCUCUAUCGUCGAUCAUGCGUAAUCGAAGAGCUCAGUUUUUGCCCAUCCCAUGGAGGGCGAGUAUGAAACUCGAGUUGGAUGAAGAACGGAGAAGAGAGCAAGAAGGGCUGGACAACCAUUUCACUCUUGCUGACAUCACACCCAAGAAAUCUAUACCAUACGUUCGAGAAUUAACCAAUAAUGUUCUUAUCGAUAUCCCUUAUUUUAUGAGUCAACACCGAGAUAGAAUGAUAGAAUCGGUUUGCUUGACAGCAAACCGCGCAUAUAGACUCUGGUGCGCGCGAAAUCCAGAUUUUGAAAGUCAUGGGCGAGUCCAUCUCUUGGCCCACUCUCUUGGAUCAGCACUGUCCGCCCAUAUUCUCUCGGCUCAACCAACAAUCCAACGCCCGCUUCCUGAUUUUACACAGGAAGAGCUAAACAGCAUGAACAGUCAGUUUUUAUUUAAUACUAGUCACAUGUUUAUGAUUGGAAGCCCGUUGGGAAUAUUUAUGCAUAUUAAUCAGGCGCAGUUGAUUGCGCGUAAGGGCCGGGAGAGGACUAUGGAUGCUAGGGAGGAUGAAGCGCUGGAUCGUACUGGACGAUUCGGUUGCUUGGCGGUCGAUGCAUUAUAUAACAUUUUCAACCCUUCAGACCCAAUCGCGUAUCUCCUCAACCCCUGUGUCGAUUCCGAAUUCGCAAAGACAAUGAAGCAAAGUACGAUACCUUCGGUCGGGACGACGACUCUCGCCACGCUAGGUUCACGAAUCACCAAAAUGUUUGAUGGUUUUGCCCUGCCGUUGAGUGGCUCGCGCGCUGCAAGUCCUGCACCCAAAUCUCGAGCCAAGCAAGAAGAAAGCAUGGAGGCCAUGGACUUAGGUGGCGAAGACAGGCUUGUUGGACAGGCUAGGGGCGAGAGUCGGGCUGAGAGGAGAUUUCGGGCGUUGAAUCCCCACGGGACAAUCGAUUUCGCUUUGCCUAGCGAGGGGACAAUAAGCGAUUACGUUGAUAUGAUCACUGCUCACGGAGAUUAUUGGGCCGACUCGAGUCUGGCAACGUUCGUACUGACGGAGAUUUUCGCUAGAAAAGAGGAUUUGUUGAGAACCGGUAUGAGCCUGGGUGUCAAGGGUUGA
This is a messenger RNA of Rhizoctonia solani, 2238 nucleotides long. Its product is annotated as phospholipase. Gene Ontology annotation, molecular function: glycerophospholipase activity; metal ion binding. The coding region runs from base 1 to 2238 and encodes 745 amino acids. The transcript is spliced from 20 exons. Gene Ontology annotation, cellular component: cytoplasm. The record is from RefSeq and is a predicted model, not a curated record. NCBI's taxonomy places the organism in Eukaryota, Fungi, Basidiomycota, Agaricomycetes, Cantharellales, Ceratobasidiaceae.